Molecule: messenger RNA, 1380 nt
Organism: Glarea lozoyensis ATCC 20868
Lineage: Eukaryota; Fungi; Ascomycota; Leotiomycetes; Helotiales; Helotiaceae
Product: Six-hairpin glycosidase
Exons: 3
Coding region: 1-1380 (459 amino acids)
Biological process (GO): carbohydrate catabolic process; fungal-type cell wall biogenesis
Molecular function (GO): mannan endo-1,6-alpha-mannosidase activity
Source: RefSeq, a predicted model, not a curated record
AUGAGGGGGGCAAAUGUCUUCAGCUAUGGAGUCGCCAUAUGUACAACGUGGAAUCAAUUAGCGACAGCAGUGUCAUUAGACAUCACAUCAGAUUCCUCAAUCAAAUCCGCCGCAAGCACAAUAUCCUAUGGCCUUAUGAAAUACUAUACAGGAAACAAUACGGGCGACAAUCCCGGGAACCUUCCCGAUCCGUACUACUGGUGGGAAGCUGGAGCAAUGUUCGGUACUAUGGUAGAAUACUGGUAUUACACAUCUGAUACAACCUACAAUUCGGUAGUACAAGCCGCAUUACUAUCUCAAGUCGGCGAGGAUUCGGAUUUUAUGCCUACCAAUCAGACCAAGACUGAGGGAAACGAUGAUCAAGGAUUCUGGGGAAUGGCAGCUAUGAGCGCAGCAGAGAUGAAAUUUGACGACCCUCCCGCCGGUGAGCCUGGAUGGUUAGCCCUCGCGCAAGGAGUAUUCAACGAUAUGGCGAGCCGCUGGGAUGACAGUACCUGUGGUGGAGGAUUGCGAUGGCAAAUCUUUACAUUUAAUUCGGGUUAUACCUACAAAAAUGCCAUCGCCAACGGAUGUUUCUUCAACAUCGCAGCCAGACUGGCGGUCUACACGGGGAAUCAGACCUAUGCAGAUUGGGCAACCAAAACAUACGACUGGAUGGACUCCGUAGGCCUCAUCGGCGAUGCCUACGAAAUCUACGACGGUAGCAGCGACACCGAGAACUGCACAGUUAUAGAUCACGGUCGCUUUUCCUACAACCAAGGCAUCUACCUCUUUGGCGCCGCCAUGAUGUAUAACUACACAAACGCAUCCACCAUCUGGCAACCUCGUGUCGCCGGUCUCCUCAACGCCACAUCCGCCUUCUUCUCUUCCACCAAAAUCAUGUACGAGCUCUGCGAGCCCGCGCAAACCGACCAUCCCACAGGAACCUGCGACACUGACCAACGCUCCUUCAAAGCCUACCUCUCCCGCUGGAUGGCCGGCACCGCCAAAAUCGCGCCCUUCACCCACGACACCGUGAUGUCGUACCUACGUCCCUCCGCCGAGGCAGCAGCAGCGCAAUGCGACGGCGGCACGGACGGCGUGACGUGUGGCGAGCACUGGACGGCGGGGAGUACCUGGGACGGGCUGUAUGGUGUGGGAGAGCAGAUGUCGGCGUUGAGUGUUAUACAGAGUCUGUUGAUUGAUGAGGCGCCGGCGCUGGUGACGAAUAUGACGGGUGGAACGAGUGCCGGGAAUAGUGCGGCGGGGAGUGGGAGUGAUGAUUCGAGUGCUGGGACGAUUACGCCGGCGACGAGUGCGGAUCGCGCGGGUGCUGGGGUGUUGACGGCGAUUAUGGUUUGUGGUGUGCUUGGGGGUGUGGGGUUUAUGAUUUCUGGAUAG